GCUCCGUUGCUAUGGAGAGCAGUUCCACAGGAGCGCGAGCCGAACCAUCCUGAAAGAGAGAGAAGGCACGAGCGAGGAGAAAGGAGGACAUACUGAAAGUGCCGAAACGCACAGACACACGGAGAAACCAUGGAGACUAGACCCACGAACCGGAGGACAGUACCGAAUGACGGAAUGCGACUUUUAACGUCCUUUUUCAUCCUGUGCGGAGCCGCCGCAGGUGUAAGCAGUAACCAGGUGGUCGUCCCUGACAAAGUGAACGCGGUGCUGGGGAAGAACAUCACGCUUGGCUGCAGGAUCCUGGUGGAGCCCAACCUGAGUCUGACUCAGGUCUCCUGGGAACGCCGUCUUCCAUCGGGUCCCAUCACCUUGGCAGUGUUCAACCCCGAGUACGGAACCUCGUACGCCCCGGAAUACGGCAAGCGCAUCUCGUUUGUUUCCCCGUCCAUACGGGAUGCCACUAUCAUCAUCGAAGGAGUUGGUUUUGCUGAUAUCGGGUCAUACACCUGCAAAGUGGCGACUUUUCCUCUGGGCAACACACAAGCGUCGACCUUUGUUAACGUUUCAGUGGAGCCCAAGGUGUACGUGUCUGCAGGCCCCGCGGCUCUCCUUGACGGCGGGGACGAGGCGCUGGUGGCCACCUGCAUCGCGGAGCGCGGGCGGCCCGCCGCUGAGGUGUUCUGGGAGGCCGAGCUGUACGGGCGAUCUGAGAAGCAAACUCAGGAGGAAGUCAACGGCACCACCACGGUGCGCAUCAACUACAUGUGGAAGCCCCAGAGCUACGCCCAGGGAAAGAUGCUCACCUGUGUGGUGCGCCACCCAACUCUGCAGACAGAGUUCCGCAUACGCUACAAGCUGAAUGUGCAGUUUGCACCAAAUAUAUCCAUACAAGGAAUUGAUAAAAUCUGGUAUGUGGGUCAAACAAACGUGAGAAUCACCUGCACAGCCAAAGCCAACCCUCCUGCCCAUGACUACAAAUGGAUCAGGUUGGAUGGAGCCAUGCCGGAGGGUGUUAAGAUUUCAAAUAACAGCCUUUCUUUCACACGCCCGCUAGAGCGCAAUGAUUCUGCAAUCUAUCGCUGCGAGGUGACUAAUGACAUUGAUCGCAGCACUCACAAUGUCAACUUCUGGGUUCAAGAUCCCCCCCCCACCACUGCGGCCCCCAGUACCACCGCCUCCCCCAUCCGCUACGCGUCCGGAACCGGAACAGACAUGGACCGCCGCCGAGCCCUGUUCACCUCCCCCACCCUGGCCUCGGUCCACGACAGCAGCCUGGGCACCAUAAUCGGCGGGGCAGUGGGCGGCGUUCUCUUCCUGGUCCUCCUGCUCAUCCUCGGGGGCGCUUGUUUUAUGCGCCAGCGCAGGACCUUCAGAGGGGACUACUACACCAAGCAGUACCUGGGACCCUCCGACAUGCAGAAGGAGUCUCAGAUAGACGUCCUACAGCCGCACGAGCUGCAGGAGGUUUACGGGGACAAGACGAGCAAGGGCAGCCAGGAGCUGAAACCCAAACUGGGCGGGGACAUCAUUUACCCCGACUACACUCCGGAGCGGAAGGACAGGGACGACUGGAACGACAGGGGGGAUGGCCCCAGGGUCACGAAGGAGGGGAACUAUUACCCAGAUCACUACAACAACCAAAACAUGCACCCCUGCGGGCCUCCCGUGCACAGCCCCAUUGUUAACAAUGGCUCCCCCUACCUUCCGGAGGACUGCUACGAAAACGGUACAGACAGCGACUACGUGUCGCACAUGGACGGAUCUGUGAUUUCACGCAGAGAGUGGUAUGUGUGAGGACAACUAGGGACAAAACGGCGAACAUCCAAAUGGGAUUAAGUCAACAAGUGACAGACUUCAAAGGAUGCAUCGAUUUAUUUAAGAAGCAGAAAUUAAAUUUAUAAGCUUUUCAUAUUGAGCUUCUUGAAUGGUUUUGCUCCGCCUUGAUUGUAACCACUUAACCUUACGGAUGUUUUCUGGGGAUUGUACUUCCGAGUUUGUAGCGAUGAGCUGCAACGAAGCUGGAACGCCUCAAAAGAUAUGACCUGUUUCUGCUUUGGCCUACGGUGACGUGUCAAAUCAAUGUGAACGAGGUUUUGUUGCCCUCUGGUUUGUGUUUGCACCUGUUUCGUACACGGUCGGCUGUUCCACGCCCUCGUUGGCCAAGUAUUUAUUCCGCAGACCGAACGGGCUUUGCUCUCCUGAAGCCUCACAACUUCUGCCGCGUCUAGAAAAACUAUCUCAUGAGAGUUCGUUGUGCAUUUUCACACACAAGUGAAGAGUUUAUUAUGGCUGAAACCAGUAUUUAAAGCAAAUUAUAUUGCAUGCUUUCUAAAAAACAAAGGUAUCAUUAAGUGAAAGGGAAGUUUACAAGAUGAAAAGGGAGACUUGCUGGCGCGUCGUACAAAGGGUGAAGCAAAGCAAUGGAUCUCAGUAUGUAGCGGUGUAGGCAUGGGCCGGUAUGAGAGUCUCAGGGUUUCCUAACUGGAAGAAAAAAAAAAUACUAACAAAAUGCUAUUUAUUCAGAAAAGUAAAUUAUAUGAUUGCUUUCAUUUAAAAACAAAAAGCAAACAUUUUUGUAAUUUAGUGGUAAAAAUUUAACCUCCGUUUUCUGUAAAAAAUUAUUUGUUUAUUUAUUUAUUUUUUUACAUAUUUAUUCAAAGUGUUGCUAUGUCGUGACAGUAUAACAUGAGACAGAUAAUCUUUAAAAAAUGUUGGCCCCUCCCAGUCGUCCUACUGCCAUCUGCAGAAGAGCAAGGGGGAGAAUGUGAGCAGCGUAUACAAAGGCUUGAUUCACUGCGCUAAGACCCUCCUCCUGGCUCCGAUUGGCUGAGUGGGAGCGGUGUGUUUCUGCAGAUGGCUGUAGGACCACAAGGAGGUUGUGGAGGAGCUUGAUGUUUUCAUAGAUUAUCUGUGUUAGGACACAGUAGCAGUUUGAACAAAUGUAAAAAAAACAUUUUUUUUUUUAUGAAAGUGACAUUCUGCAGCUUUAAUACAAGAGGUGGCACUCAGUUUCCUUUAAAUGAGGGAAAAGCGUUGGAGUUUUUUUUUCAGCCAGCUGACUGGUAGGGCUUAGCAACAAGUGCACUAGGCUGCCCCUCCUGCACUUGUUGCUAAGCCCUACCAGUGCUGUGCUCUCUUUCUUUCUCUGGCAUCGUUUUGAAAAGGCUUUAAACAGAUUUUUUUUUUGUCAUUUUAAAGUUAUUUUUAGAACCCUGUUCCGCCCUGAUCGCGGUACCAGCCCAUGCCUAGCACACACCCUGACUAACAUGAACAAUGUUUGGUAUCAUAACUCAGUCAUAAGCCGUUCACCAUGUCACCUACACACUUAAGAGAUCAGACACUGUGGAAAACACCUUUAUUGUGUCAGCUGCUCCCAAAACUUUAACACCCACAAUUGUCAUAGCAACAGCAUUUUUUAUUUUUUUCUGGUAGUGCUUUUUUUAUUUCUUUAGUUCAAAAGAAGUGUGAAAAUCUCAGGUUGCUCUUUGAAGCAGUUUAUUAAAAAUAAGUUCUGCCACCAGAAUCUGACUUUAAGUGUGUCAGACGGUCAAACCCUCUCAGUCUGUGGAGACGUCACUGGCAGCUCCUCCUGGUCCUCCAGCUCCUCCUGGUCCUCCAGCUCCUCCUGGUCCUCCAGCUCCUCCUGGUCCUCCAGCUUCCUCUCGUUGUCGCUUCUUCGAAAAACUCAAACGGAUAAGCUGAUGAAAAAGUGAUGAUAGCAAGCGUCGACUGUGCCUGACUUUACGCAGAAUAAUCAAUUUUGUUUCAAUCUUCGCUCUGCCUGAACACUUAUCAGCUUCGGCUUUGUUUUUUUGUUGUUGUUUUUCUACCUUAGAAAUCACAAGCACAUAUCUGCCAGAAGCUCUUGUUAUUUUGACUAAGUACAGGAGACAGAAGAGUUUUGACCUGGUUCUAAAAGAUUUGACUUAGGGAAAGUCAAAUCUGUUAAUUAUUGUCUAUUUUGUUUUCUUCAGUAGCCAUACUUUGGAAGUGCUUUAUUCACUGAAAGUGUCAGUGAACUCAUUCAGACUAUUGUCUGGUUUCGAUCAUUUGCUCUCAGUAUUUUCAGCCGCCCCAAUAUUUACAACAGACUCUCCUAUCAGAUGAACACCGACAUGGUUUAAACUGCAGAUUGUGAUUCCCACAUGCUGUUUUCGAAAACUUCCACAAGCCAGUGCAGAUUGAGAACUAAGAAGAUUUAGUUCACAUAAUAGUUUUCAAAAUACUUCCUUGUUCCUCAGCCAUUAGUUAUUUAUGUUUGGGAUCAGUAGUGAUGUAACAUGUGAGAGAGCUACAAUAAUAUUACACUAGGGAUGCACCAUAAAUCGGCACUAGCAUCAGUUACCAGCCAUAACAAUAUUAAUAUUGAAUGUAGGCCCAAAUUGUUGUACCUGUGCAUCCCUUUAAAGACAGUUUACUAAAAAAAUUUGAAAAUAAAAAUAAAAUAGUCGUAGAUUUCUCUUUGGCAUCUUAGUGCCUUUAGUACUAAUAGGAUCAGUCUGGGAUCCUAUUCAAAAGAAUUUAAAUCCUUACAUUUUGUCCGAGACUUCCAGAAAACAUUUCCAAAUUCAACAUUUUCGAUAACAUUAAAAACUCCAAAGAACCAAUCAGAGCGCCUGUGGUGUGUUCUCUUCAGCCGUCUUCCUGUCACUUUAAAAUGAUUCCCUGGUUCCUAUAACUCCGUUCUGCCGCUGUCUUCACUUUCAAACACCUAGUUGAUGCUGAAAAUAGCUUCCCAGCUCUGCCUUACUCACUAAGAACGUCCACACCAAAGAGUGUUGUCAGCACAUCUAAGCUCACCCAUCGGAAAAACACAGUUUUUCUUUUGAAAGUCGGCUGAUCACAGGGUUAUUCAAGCAGAAAAUGAUCUCAUUCUGGGAACCAGCAAAUCUUUCUGUGCAAACUGAUGAAAUGAUGUUUGAUCAUAUGUGGGGAUCUGGUAAUAAGACAUCAGAUCUGAAUCCACAACACUAAAUCCAAAUCCAAACUGUUACACAGCGGUGGCUGUUAUAGAAACGCCACCAAUCUCAAGUUGUGUAAAACUGAGGUUUGAUAGUAACUGAAACCAAAUCUACUGAUAUGGUUAUUGACAUAAGAUCAUGCAGUCAUAAAAAAAAGCGCAGCUCUGUUAUUAAACUUCUCAGUAAGUUUCAGAACCGCCCCUGUUUCCCUGCUGAGGCCUGAUACCUCUUUUCCGUUUUCCCUCCUGAAUAUUUUCUGAUUUCUGUCUCUCAGACCAACUGGCCAUUAAAGUUUUGUUUUUUGGGGUUUCUUUUUUACAACUGCAGAUCAAAGGAAUCUGUUAUAAAUACCAGAUGCGAGUGAUACGGCUGUCAUCAUCUGACAUUAUGUGGGCUGCGUAAACCACCAGCAGUUCUGCUGCUGCUGCUCGUCGCGGCUCAGGAUCUCCAACUCGCAGCAAAAAGAGAGGCAGAAGCGGCAAACGGAUCCCUGGGAGUUCUUAGUUUUGUUUGAAAACAGGAUUAUUGAGAUGUGAGCAGCUGACGUCACUGCAGAGCAUGCCGUAAUGUUGGGGUUUGGCUCCUCUCGAGGAUGUGGAGCGGCCAUGGAAACAAGAAACUUAAUCUGCGAGUUAAAAAAAAAAAGAGAGAGAAAUUUGAAGCGUGGAGGUCAGGGAUGUAUGUGUAAUGGCUCCCUGUGGAAGAGAUACAUGUUUCUUUCCCCACAAGCAGCAUUUCUUGUGAAACUAAGUUGAAACAAAAGAGCUGACAUCAUCAGCGAUCUCAUCCUUUCCUGCUUGGUUCGUCCCGACACUGUUCCACUCAAAGCUUUAGCUUUGUUUCCUCAGGAUUGAUACAGAGAUCAGUGGCCUUUGCCAAGUCUCACCGCAACCAAGCAGAAAGGAAAGUCUUUCUUUUGCCAAACAAGUGUUGGUAUCAGACAAGAGCAAAACACAGCUAUCCAAAACAAUCUGGUUCUUUCUGACAAUGAACUUUCACCCUUUAAGUCACAAAUUACCUGCCAGAGCUGCAGAGUCAUGAAAUCACUUUAAUAGAACCUGUUUGACACCAUGAACUGGUCUAAGAUUGAAUGAGAAACAAUUUCACUGAGAUCUAUCAGCCUUGAAAAAGUGACAGUCAUGUCUAAGGCUUUGGGACUCCAGCUAACUAUGCUAUCACAUAUGGAGGUGACAUGGAACAAUGGUGAACCUUCCCGAAUAACUUUUAAAGUUAUCCAGGCCUCAGUAAACUCACUUAAUGUGAGCGUUCAUGAUUUCAUCAUAACAAUCAAACGGAGUAAAAAUGACUUUCACGAGAGCUGAAAAGAACCCUAAACCCUCUCUCACAUUAGAAUAAUACAGUCACCUUCCUAAAAUAAAGGUCUGUGUCAUUUUUUGACAUAAGUGUUUUUUUGGGCUUGCCUAAAUAAUUUUUUGACAAAACCAGGCAGUGAUUUGACUUGGGCCGUUAUUUUAGGAAGGUGACAAAAUGAUAAAACCAAAGACUUUUAGAAGGAUAUUCUGUGAGCUGGCUAAAUAAAAGUGGAGCUUCAUGGAGGAUGUGGAUCCUGUUACUUCUGUUGUUAAACGAAUAAAAAGCUUCAUAAAACAACAAGCAGCCCUCAGAUGUUUGUAGUGGGACGUUCAGGUACAGCCCUUGCUGCUUCAGGACCUGACCGUCUUACUGAGUUUGAUUGAACCAUGAACCGAGCACAACAGCUCAAGGCAAAUGUUAGCGACAGUUAGCGACCCUAAUAAUCAAUGGAACUUUAUGCAGAAGAAAAAUAAUUAGCAAAAUUAAUACAAAAACCACAAAAGCAAGUCCACCUCUAAAUGGCACAAAGCAACAAAUCAAGUGAAGUUUUUUUGGAACUUCAUGCCCUGAUCACAUUCUGGUCUUUAAUUCAAUUGAGAUGUUGUGAUAUUAACUUAACUCUCCCGCGGUCGUACGAGACAAGGUCCAUCAAAACCCUGCAAGUUUUUUACCCUUUGCGCGGCUUAGCGGGGUAGCGCUGACCCUGGGUUUUAUUCAUGUGUGGUUUCGGGAACUGACUAUCUGACCGGACAACCCUCCCCAACUCACCCCGCUGUACGACCGUGGCGUGCUCCUCCUGGGCAUGGCGGUAAGACAUGAGACCGCAGGUGGAGGGUUAAGUAGCCCAUUUGUGCUCUAACGCCAUAUGGGGCGGCCAAGUUAAAAACAAACCUGCAAAGAAGAGUGGACCAAAAUGACUCUAGAGGCGACGUGAAAGACUUACCGCUGGUUGCUGCCAAACGUUCUUGAAGCCAAAAGCAGCUCUUAAGUUUAAUAGGCAAUUCCAAUUUCUGAUUAUAUAAAUAAAAUUACUUGUACAGAAAAUGGAUGGAUGGCUGGAUUAUUAUUAUUGAUCUUAUCUUAGUCGGAUAUAAAAAUUUGUUUGAUUGAGACACUUUUAAUUUGACCAAACGAAGCUAAAACCAGAAGGCGUACAGUACAUCGUAACGGAUUCAGGUUGAGGCCUUCGUUUUUGUCGGGGGGUGUUGGGGGAUUUGAAAGAUUUCCGGCGCACGUCUCCACCCCUGGUUUUCUCGUGGAACGGCUCCGGGUCGAAGGGUUUAGAUGUCUCAGAAUAAACUGCUUUAAUCAAGGCUCUCACUCGCGCCGUCGCCACACAUCUGCCACUGCGGCCCCACAUGGAAGGAGCCGUCCUCACCUCAAAACCUUCAGCUUUUUAAUCAGCUUUUAUGCCCUUCUGCCUCGGUUUGGGUUUUAAAGCAACACUGAUUUAAUGGAUGAUUUUUCUUUUUAAUUUUUUUUGUUUGUUUUCCCUUUUUGUGUGUUUUUCGGUUUCUUGCUCACCAACUGGUUGCAUGUGCAGCUACUUGCUGCCAGUUCCAUCACUAAUGUUUAUAUUACAUGUACAUAUUAGGUCUAGUAUUGGCGUGGGAUUAGUUGUUCUCUGUCGUUCUGGGUUUGUUCUGGACUCCCUUACUGAAUAGCUGGUGCCUUAAGUGGGCUGAGCAAUGCACAGAAACUUUAAAAGCUGACAGAUACUGAAAGCAUUAAUGUAAAGAUUAUUAUUAUUAUUCAAAAGACGGCAGAUGUGCCUUUUUUUUUAAUACGUAUGCCAACUUUCAUAUUUAAGAUUUGCUGUUGCCAAGGCAGCAGAGUUGACAAAAGGUUUGUUAUCAUGCCUUACAGAGUUUAAAAAGGACACAUGUAACAAGUUGGUUACUGGGAAAAUUGUAAUAAAGCAAUGUUUCACUGGGAAUUUUGGCGAGCCAGGUUCAUAGAAAAUAUUAUUUUCCUGUAAAUAUGCUGGCUUUUUUAUUAUUAUUAUUAUUUUUAUUAUUAUUGAAGAAAAAUCUUAUUUUUUUUGUAUGAGGUCGGUAAUUUUCACAGACUAUUAGUUAUCUUACGAGCUUUCAGCGGGCUCCUGCCAAGAGACCCGGUUUUCACUGCAUUUUGUAUGGAGAGUCGCUGAUCAACUGUUUUGUACGGCGUUCUGCGAAUGAUUGAGGUCUCACAGGAAUCAAGAGACGAGCGGGUGGCAGAUUUUCUCUUCUGUUCUUUCGUUUGCAAUAAAAACGUCAUCGUUUUCA
Molecule: messenger RNA, 8542 nt
Organism: Xiphophorus couchianus (Monterrey platyfish)
Lineage: Eukaryota; Metazoa; Chordata; Actinopteri; Cyprinodontiformes; Poeciliidae
Gene: nectin3a
Product: nectin cell adhesion molecule 3a
Exons: 6
Coding region: 130-1794 (554 amino acids)
Biological process (GO): heterophilic cell-cell adhesion; homophilic cell-cell adhesion
Cellular component (GO): adherens junction; apical junction complex
Source: RefSeq, a predicted model, not a curated record